UUCCAUUCCGAGGCAUUUUUUUCCCGUUGCUCUCUCAUUUGCUCCCCCCCCCCCCCCCUCUCCUCACUUGUUCUUAUCCUUCUCCUUCAUUACUUCAUCUGCGAAGGCCUGGCUUCGCUUCUGGGUUCUUGUGCAGAUCAAGACAAAACCUUGCUGCUAUCCCAUCAAUCACCUGCGCUUGUGCUGCUCGUUCAAGUUCUUCCUUCCCCCCUGUGUUCCCUCUUCUAUUGCCCUUAUGCCUCAAUUCAAAACGAAUCUAUAGUGGGUCGUUUAGUUAACGGCGAUUGAAGUUUUGGAUUUUCUUCUAUCAAUCUUUCUUCCAUUUCCAAAGGUGUUUUCUUGCUCUUUCUGUACUAUGGAUGGUAUUCAUGGGAGUGAUUCUCGGAUACACAUGAGUGAUGCACAACAUCCAAUGCAUGUGCCGUAUGUGCCAGAAAAUGAACAACAUGGAUUGGACCAUAUGAGUGAUGGGAAUAGGAUGGAAGACAAUAACAAUUGUGUGGAUGCUAAUGUCAGCAGACAUGAGGGUGUAGAAGAAGUUUCCAACCCUGGAAAUGUUACUGACGAUCAUGGUGUAAUAAUUGAACAAGCAAAUGGUGACCAGCUCACGUUGUCUUUUCAAGGCCAGGUUUAUGUAUUUGACUCUGUGUCGCCAGAAAAGGUUCAAGCUGUGCUAUUACUAUUGGGAGGCCGCGAAGUACCUUCCAUGUCUGCAAAUCCAAUAAAUGUGCACCAUAAUAAUCGGGAAAUGUCUGGGACUCCAGUAAAACUCAGUGUCCCUCAGAGAUUAGCCUCUUUGAUUAGAUUUCGUGAAAAGCGGAAAGAACGGAAUUUUGAAAAAAAAAUACGUUACACUGUUCGUAAAGAAGUUGCAUUAAGGAUGCAGAGAAAUAAAGGUCAAUUUACGUCUUCCAAGUCGAACCCUGAUGAAUCUGCGCCAGCUGCAACAAAUUUGGUAACAAAUGAAAAUUGGACAUCAGACAAUGCUGGAUCCCAACAGCAGGAUGUUGCCUGUAGGCACUGUGGCAUCAGUGAGAAAUGCACACCAAUGAUGCGACGUGGACCUGAAGGGCCAAGAACCCUCUGCAAUGCAUGUGGACUUAUGUGGGCAAACAAGGGAACUCUGAGGGACCUGACAAAAACUCCCUUACCUGGACACAAUUCUUCAUUAAAUAGGAAUGGGAAUAAAAGUUGAGGCCAAUAAGGUAGUUCUUAGAUUGGCAAGAGAUGUUGGUGGUUCAUAAAGCUAGACCUUUACAUAUGUAUCCUAGCACAGGCUGAUUCCAUGUAAAAGCAGUGACAGGGAGUGCUUGCCUUAAGAUGUAAAUUGUAAGAGUCAGUUUUUACUGCAAUUUAACCAAAAUCCUGACAUGGAAAUUCAAUAUUUUACCCUUUAAUAUAUUAGCAGAGGCCUUUUAUUCUUGCUCUGUGACAGACAACUAAGUGUCUAUCCUGGAGAUUUUGAUUAACUUUGGGCUGAUGAACUGGUCCAAUGCCCUCCCUGAUGUUGUAAUGUGUUUAAAUCGAACAACUUACUGUUUGUGUUAUCUCUUUCCACAAAGGACUAGAAAUUGCUAUUUUGUUAAGUGGUUUUUGACUCCACCCUCAGUCUUAAGAAUGAAAAAAGGGUAUUUUUAA
Messenger RNA from Prosopis cineraria, 1638 nucleotides. Its product is annotated as GATA transcription factor 28-like. The record is from RefSeq and is a predicted model, not a curated record. Gene Ontology annotation, biological process: regulation of DNA-templated transcription. The transcript is spliced from 8 exons. Gene Ontology annotation, molecular function: sequence-specific DNA binding; protein binding; zinc ion binding. NCBI's taxonomy places the organism in Eukaryota, Viridiplantae, Streptophyta, Magnoliopsida, Fabales, Fabaceae. The coding region runs from base 356 to 1195 and encodes 279 amino acids.